Molecule: messenger RNA, 1054 nt
Organism: Vigna umbellata (rice bean)
Lineage: Eukaryota; Viridiplantae; Streptophyta; Magnoliopsida; Fabales; Fabaceae
Source: RefSeq, a predicted model, not a curated record
GGUAUUAAUUAUCUGAGAUUCAUUUUCUAUAUCACUCUUCUCCUUCUUCAGAUUCGGAAAAUGGACCUUGAGGCAAGAAGUUUGCAGCCAAGCGCAAAGGCAAUGCUUCUUGCAAAGUUGAGGGAGUACAAAUCUGAUCUAAGCAACUUGAAAAAGGAAUUUAAAAGGCUAACAUCACCUAAUUCUGACGAGGCUGCCCGUGAAGAAUUGUUGGAGGCUGGCAUGGCAGAUACUCAUUCGGCUUCUGCUGAUCAGAGAGAAAGAUUAACUAUGUCUGUGGAGAGAUUAAACCACUCCAGUGACAGAAUAAGGGAGGGCCAUAGAACCUUACUGGAGACUGAAGAACUUGGUGUUUCCAUCCUCCAGGAUUUGCACAGUCAGCGAGAGACUCUAUUGAACUCCCAAAUAAGGGUAGUUGACAUGUAUAACUAUUUUUUUUAAUGAAGCAUUCUGAUUAUGUGAACUUUAGGUUGUUUUAGUCCUUUUUUCAUGAACUAGGAAAGAAUCAUGAGAUGAUCUUUAUUAUCUGAGAAGUAUUAAAACCAAUCAUGACACUUAUUUGGGGAACAAGAUUAUGAACCUCCUUCAACUUAACAAAUGCAAUGAGAAGUUGUGAUGAUUAUUGGUUGAUGGUCAUGUUUCCUUGCGUUGCAGCUUCAUGGGGUAGAUGAUGCUAUUGACAAGAGUAAGAAGGUUUUAACUACCAUGUCACGGAGAAUAACUAGGAACAAAUGGAUCGUUGCAUCUGUGAUUGGAGCUCUUGUUUUUGCUAUAGUUGUUAUUCUUUUUUACAAGCUAUCUCAUUAGCUUAUAAAAUCAUAAAAGAUAUGACAGAAUGGAAGCAAUGUUUAAUGCUUUUAUGUACUUGGUUGUAUAUAGGAAAUGUAUGGACAUAGGUGGCGUUAUCAUAUAUCCCUGCAAUUGUUUCGCCUCUGUUAUUUUUAAGAUUGGAAAGUUUUUCCAAUGAUAUACUUUGCUUUUUAAUGCUCUUAAUUAAUGUUUUUCUUUUGAACUGUAAGAACAAUUACUUAAUGCAAGUAAGUCUGUUCGAGUA